CAUUGGCGAAGAGACUUUAAAGUUACUGCAGAUCGCUGGAGUUGCUGUUGUGACUGGUACGAAAGUUACCUAUCGUGCGGUGACGACCCGCCGAAAGAAACACGAUACAGUUUAUCUUUAUGUCAUGGCAAGUUUAACUUAAGAAAUGACUAACAAACAAGGUGCUAUGUGUUAUUACUGGAAUACUGAGCAAAUACUCUAUAGAGCGAAACGACCCUCUAAACCUGAUGCGAUAAAGUUAUGUUCUAUCUAAUUCGACAUGUGGAUUUAAUGAGAGCACUUUUUAGCAAACGAUUUGGUAUAUUAUAAAAGGUACACUGACUCUUAUAUAGUUGAUAUUGUUCCUGUCGUCCAUAAAGUGGUUCGUGUAUUAGGAUAGUGACCUUUGUGUGUGUAUAGCAAAAAAUGAAAUUGCUUAGUGAAGUUACAGUGGAGUUAAUGAUACAAUAAGGAAAACUAAUCCUGGUGCCAUAAACGUCAUUUUGUUCUACCCAUCUUGUUUGAAGCAUGUCAGCGGUACAUAGCGCCAAUUAGGUUUUUAAGCAUACCCAGUCGCUGUAACUAGCUCCACAACAAGGAACCUUUGAUGGCAUCGCACGAGGCCAAUAAGGAUUUGGAUGAGUGGAGCAACUCAACGGUGGUGGUAGUCCCUCUACCGGAGGUUCAGUCAAUGAGCCUUUGUCUGAACUCAACGGAGCGACAAAGCAAUGUAAACUUUACUCCGUAUCCCAUCGAUGCUAACGGUGAAGGAAAUAGUCUGACAGCGCGAUCCUGCCCGCGUGACUGGGACGGCUUUCUAUGUUGGCCGCAGACGCUGCCCGAGCAGAUAGUUCUGCAGAGAUGUCCUACCCUCAGGAGGCCAGACGCCAUCGGGGUAACAGUGUCGCAGGUCGACAAGGUUGCCGAGUUCGCAUGGCGACACUGCGGCGCAAACGGCACGUGGACUUCGCUGCAGUCCAGUGACUCGUAUAGCUGGCACCUGUAUACAAACUUCUCCGCCUGCAAUAUGGACCCUACAGUUGCUCUAUCACCGAAUGAGCAAGAACUUUACAGAUUAAUCCGAGUGCAUCUGCCUGCGAUUAAGCAGAUGUCGAUCGUAGGAUACUCCACAUCACUAGCACUUCUACUUGGUGCCUUCACGCUACUCGCAUCGCUCAAGCGUUUACGAUGCGCACGCAAUAAGAUACACCUGCAUCUUUUUGCUUCGUUUAUUGUUCGGGCUGUUGUUCUGGUCCAUAAGCAUAGUUCAACGAGGCAUUCCGAUCUGACUCCACAGUGUUGGAUGCUGAUGUGCCUGUUUCACUAUUCACUCAUGGCUAAUUACUGCUGGAUCCUCGUCGAAGGUCUUUACCUGCAUAACCUUAUCUUUAACUCGUUCUACGCAGAUGGAUCUAGUAUCGCUAAAUACGUUGUCAUGGGCUGGGGUUUGCCUGUGUCGUGCGUAAUCGUAUGGGCGAUUGCUCGAAAUAUCGUAGGCAACGACACGUGUUGGACGUCAGACGCAAAGCUGAUCCAAUGGCUGCUACGAGGGCCCAUCACUCUUAGUAUAGUGCUCAACUUUAUUUUCUUUAUCAAUAUUACUCGCGUUGUGUUCAUCAAGAUGUCGAAUUCGCACGAGCCUGAAGCGCGGCGCGUGAAAUACCGCAAAUGGUUCAAGUCGACCUUAGUCUUAGUUCCAUUGUUUGGAGCGCAUCACAUAAUCCUUAUGGUGAUGUCAAUUGCAGCCGUUACGCCGCUGUACGAACUUUACUGGCUUUACAUUGAUCAGCUCUUCACAUCGUUUCAGUUCCUCAAGGGUCCUGAUCCGGUGAUUUUGUCCAACUGUCCAGCAAAAAGGCAUAGCUGUCCGUCGAUGUCCAUUACCUAAACGAGUGCACAACACUGUAUAUCCGCACAGUGGCUCCUCCCAUUGUAUUCAUAAAGGUCCUGGAUGGAGCUCGUUGAAACCACCUGCCGGCAACAGAAACUGGACGGUCAGCCGUUGCAAGCCGCUCUGUCGUCAGGGCCGUUAUCUAUACAUGAAUGUUCCCGAUCAUUUCAGACGGAAUCGAGGGUUCCGUGGUAGCUCUAUUAUAUUGUUUCUGCAAUGGUGAGGUACAAUCUGAAGUGUACCGUCUUCUGCCAGAGGGACUUAAAAGGAAAAUUCUCACUAUGCGAAGGGCUCAUAACCGAACACCGCUCACCCAUGAGCGUAAUUUAACCAGCCGCAACGGACACGCACAGGACGAAAAAUUUAUCGUUCGUCAUCGUGCACUCAACCCUGACGAUAGCGGUUUAACUAAGGACAAGAAUGAAAUACCUCUCGAGAUACGGAUCAUGGGCGAAGGAGCCGUUGAAGUCGAAGCGCGACUAUAAAACUUUAAAAAACGCAUUGUAUUAAUAAAAUAAUGCGCACUAGACUUUAAGCUUUCAUCGCCAAAAUCUUCUAUAAUGUCUAGCUAAUGAAUGAACGGCAUUUAUAGGAAUGAAGAGGCAGCUAAAAUCUCAAUGCCAUAUUUUAACUGAUGAUUUCUACGAGUUUAACCAGCAAGGACCUCAAGCAAACCGAAACGAAGUACCAGCAACCCAGCUCAGUCUGUUCUAACAGAGUGUCUACGACGAUCCCGAAGAGCAUGAGUCUGCCAAAAUCUGUAUGCGCUGUAUGUUUAUAGUUCAUUGAACAAAGUCGAACUUCGACGAUCGGACGACUUCAGAAGUGCCUGGAUGACGACCAACUGAAAACAACGGCUGCACUCUCAAAUGACAAUAGAUUCAGACGACUGUCUUCAAGGCGACGAGACCCCACUCGUUGUGUACUGCACGCGAUUCUUACCCCCGUAGAACAACGAGAAAGACAAACGCCCAGUAUGGUUGCAACUAAAUAGAAGAAGUUGCUUUUCGAUACGAUACUCGAUAUUUGGUCUCUAAGCCUGGGCCGCUCCAACGUUGACUUGUGGGCUUCGCUAAUCGCAAUUAGCGAGAUGAGCAGGACAUUAUCGACCCUGAAUGCAGCUUCAAGUGGGUCCACUCAUUAGGACUAAUA
Molecule: messenger RNA, 3022 nt
Organism: Varroa destructor (honeybee mite)
Lineage: Eukaryota; Metazoa; Arthropoda; Arachnida; Mesostigmata; Varroidae
Product: secretin receptor-like
Biological process (GO): cell surface receptor signaling pathway; adenylate cyclase-modulating G protein-coupled receptor signaling pathway
Cellular component (GO): plasma membrane
Molecular function (GO): G protein-coupled peptide receptor activity; peptide hormone binding
Source: RefSeq, a predicted model, not a curated record